AGCCCCCUCCUUCCUUCCUCUCUUCCUCCCUCCCUUCCUCUUUCUCCUCCUUCCUUCCCUCCCUCCCUGCCAUGAAUGGAGCUGCCUGCCUGCCUGACUGACUGACUGGCGGCGGAGGAAGAAGAAGAAGAAGACCACCGGCGCCCGGAUCGGCCUCCUCCAAGGCCCCUGCCCCAAAGCAAGAGACCCCCGGAGAGGCAGACCCCUCCGUCCUUUGCCAAACUUUGCCCGCCGAAGGAGGAGAAGGAGGAGAAGGAGAAGGAGCAGGCGAACGCGGCCUCGGGCCUUUCUUCCUUCUUCCUUCUCGGGCUCCGCUCUCCUUCCUCAGGGCCGCUCUCCGCGGUGCUGAAAUGGGGGAGGCCGGGGAGGGCGAGGGCGACGCCAUGGGGGCCUCCUGGGGGGCGGCCGGGGCCCUCUGAUCCGGGGCCCCCUCCUCCUCCUCCUCCUCCUCUCCCCCCCCUCCUCGAGGCGCCCUCCGCCCAUGUGGCUGCAGGAGGAUGGACCCCCACCUGAGGAUGGACCCCCGGCUCCUCUGCCUCCACGCCGCCCUCCUGCUCUACUUCAACGGGGCCACCCUCUCCCUGGCAGACCCAGACAGUCCUUCUGCUCCGGUCAACGUCUCGGUCAAACUCUUGAAUGCCAACUCCGCCAUCGUGACCUGGGAUGUCCUGGAAGAGGAAGUGGUCAUUGGGUUCGCCAUCUCACAGCAGAAGAAGGAUGUGCGGAUGCUGCGCUUCAUCCAGGAGGUGAACACCACCACGCGCUCGUGCUCGCUCUGGGACCUGGAGGAGGACACCGAGUACAUCGUCCACGUCCAGUCCAUCAGCAUCCAGGGCCAGAGCCCGGCCAGCGAGCCUUUCAUCUUCAAGACCCCCCGCGAAGCUGAGAAGCUGGCCUCCAAAAACAAAGACGAGGUUACGAUGAAGGAGAUGGGAGAGAAAAACCAGCAGCUACGAGCGGGAGAGGUCCUCAUCAUCGUUGUGGUCCUAUUCAUGUGGGCAGGGGUGAUUGCGCUCUUCUGCCGGCAGUACGACAUCAUCAAGGACAACGAGCCCAACAACAACAAGGAGAAGGCGAAGAACACCUCCGAGAACAGCACCCCCGAGCACCAGAGCGGGGGGCUCCUGCGCAGCAAGUUCCCCAAAAACAAGCCCUCGGUGAACAUCAUCGAAGCAUGACAGCCGGAUGGACCGGCUCCAUUCUUCCGCACCUGCUGCUUUUCCUUCCCAGAUUUGGACGCCGGGGAAUUGAAAACAGGGUUGUCCUUUGUGCCGCCAGAGACUUCAACCGCUUCCAUCUUUCGACGGAGGAGGAGGAGGAGGCCAAGCCAAGCAAACUCAACCCAAGGUGGAGCAAUCGAAAACUCUUUUAUGGGGAUGAGAGAAUGGAAACGUUCCCAUCUUCGAGGGUCGGGUUUGGACUUGCCGGACUCGCCUGUGCCAUAGAGGCCAAAUCACGGUGCCAUCGUCCACCUCGACUGUCCGUCUCCGUUUCUUCUCUCUGUGGUUCCGCUUCCUCCCAUGGCUCCGUUUUCUAAAUGCAGGGGAUGCUUGCCCAUGAUCUCAGACGCCUCCAACCUCCCAAGGCGAAGGACGUUGCCCCCAAAUCUGCCGUUUUCGCAGGCCCCGAGUGCCGUUUCCCGUAAAUAAACACAAGCACACGACAUUCUCCACCUGGGUUCUCAGGACUCCACCAGCUGCUUCUUUAGAGGUUAUUUUGAGCAGUUGUGAGUUUCUUCUUUCCGGUGCGUGUCGUGCGUCUUGUUCCCUUUCGUCGGAUAAUAAUCAACAGAGAAUGCAAAAAAGAAGAAAAAAAAAUGAAGCCGAAACCAAACCCGUUUUUUCAGCGCUGCAUAACGGCAAGAUCCGUCCAAAUAGCAUCGCAUUUUGUUUUUCCACUCGAUUGCAAAAAUUGUAUGUAUUUUAUACUGGUUUAUCUGCCUGCCGUGGCUCCUCUGCACUGUAGAAUGAAUGCAGUUUAAAACUACACUAGAGUCUCACUUAUCCAACAUAAACGGGGUGGCAGAAUGUUGGAUAAGCGAAUAUGUUGGAUAAUAAGGAGAAAUUAAGGAGAAGCCUAUUAAACACCAAAUUAGGUUAUGAUUUUACAAAUUAAGCACCAAAACAAGUUAUACAACAAAUUUGACAGAAAAAGUAGUUCAAUAUGCAGCAAUGCUAUGUAGUAAUUACUUUAUUUACAAAUUUAGCACUAAAAUAUCAUGAUGUAUUGAAAACAUUGACUACAAAAAUGCGUUGGAUAAUCCAGAACAUUGGAUAAGCGAAUGUUGGAUAAAUGAGACUCUACUGUAUUUGAACUGCCAUGACUCCACGGGAUGGACUCUGCUAGGAUUUGGGGUUUGAUGAGGCAUCCUCUCGCUUUGGCAGAGAAGGCUAAAGACCUGGUAAAACUACAACUCCCAUGAUUCCAGACCACUAAGCCAGAGCAGAUCAAGUGUGGUCAAAUUGCAUUCAUUCUACAGUGUAGAUGCACCCCAAAUCCCAGGAAUGGCUGUUUUAUGAUGUGAUGAAACUGUACAGAUGUGGAAAGAGCUUUACCAAUGUGGCUAUUGUGGUUUCCCCCAAUGUAUGGCCUUCCCGGUGGACUUCAAAUCCUAUCCUCCCUGUUGAUGAGGCUGUUUGGGAAUGAUAGUGGUUGUAGUCCAGGACAUUUAGAAAAGGCCAGAUGGAGAAGGAGCCGAUUCCCUUAUCUACAGGCUUUCUUAUAUGCUUUUGGACUACAAAUCCUGUCAAACUCAUCAAUGAGGCUGUUUGGAGAUGAUGGUGGUUGUAGCCCAAGACAUUUCGAAAGGGGCGGAUUUCCUUCAAUUUGCAGCCUUUCCUGAUGUGCUCUUGGACUACAAAUCCUAUCCUCCCCAUCAACGAGGCUGCUUGGAAGUGUUGGUGGCUGUAGCCCAAGACAUUUAGAAAGGGGCUGAUUUUCUCAAAGGUGCAACCUUCCUGAUGUGCUCUUGGACUACAAAUCCUAUCAUCCCUAUCAACUACAGUAGAGUCUCACUUAUCCAACAUAAACGGGCCGGCAGAACGUUGGAUAAGCUAAUAUGUUGGAUAAUAAGGAGGGAUUAAGGAAAAGUCUAUUAAACAUCAAAUUACAUUAUGAUUUUACAAAAUAAGCACCAAAACAUCAUGUUUAACAACAAAUUUUACAGAAAAAGUAGUUCAAUACGCAGUAAUGCUACGUAGUAAUUACUGUAUUUACAAAUUUAGUACCAAAAUAUCAUGAUGUAUUGAAAACAUUGACUACAAAAAUGCGUUGGAUAAUCCAGAACGUUGGAUAAGCGAGUGUUGGAUAAGUGAGACUCUACUGUACCACUAUUUGGGGGUGAUGUUGGUCGUAGUCCAUUUUGAAAGGGCCAGAUUGAGAAGGGGCUGGUUGACCAAGUUCAAAAUCUUGAUUCCAACUGAGGACAGAUAGAUGCCCUAAAAGCUUUUCCUAUUAGCCCUUGCAUUUGGACAGGAAUUUUAAUCUUUGGGAGGGUUUUUUAAUGGAAAGUCUGAGCUAAAACCAAUGCCAUUAAGAUGGCUGGGCAUUGAAGCUUUGUGGAUAUGUCUAAUAUUGGUCAUUUGAGACAGGAAUAAGACAUGUGGCCCAGAAAAAAAACCAUUGUGAAAAGAGGUACUGGAUACCUCCUUGCACUGUAGCAUCAAAAGGACUUACGAUAUAGAGGAUUUGUGUUGCAUUUCCUAGUAUAAAUCACAAAGGUGGUUCUGGCCCCAUAUAACCUUAUCUAAUGACCCCAAACAGGGAGGCUUUCCAUCCUUUUUCCAAAAAGGCAGCAUAAACUAAUGAAUGGCCCUUGUCGCACCUUGUAGCCCUGCCAAGGAAUGGCUCGUUUUGUGACUGUUUUCUUCCAUUUUUCCUGGAUCAAAUGCCGGUUUUAUCGGACGCCUCCCCCGACACUUUCCCCCACAUUUUGGCAGAUCCAAAGUGCAUUUUUUAUUUAAGCAUUGUUCACCUUCAGCCUUGUGUCAUUCUCAAAAACAGCUGUAAAUCCGGGUACAACCGGCACCAUCUGUUUGCAGGAUUGUCAGUAGGAAGUGUAUAUAUUUGUUCUGGAUUUUAGUGCAAACUUUUGAGACCCUUCCAAAUGCCUGAAGCUAUUAUGGAGAGAAAGAGACCCAGUGCUUUGGAUGGGCUUCUCAAAGUUCAGACUAAAACCCAAAACGGAUUUGCAAUCAGAGCCACAAGUCUCCACUCGAUAUAGCCUUUGCUGCAGAAAGACCUUUCUUGAAUCCAGGAUUUGAUUCAUUGGGAUCAGAUCUAAUCCAUCCAAAGCUGUGAAAAUGUACACAAAUACCACAAACAUCUCCAUACUGGAUUUAUAAAAAUGGCUUGUGUUUUUGAAGGAAGUGCUGCAAAAUGGUGAAUGCCGUUCCUUCCUUCGUGUUGCUGCCUUAAUGUGUCUUUGUUAUAGGACUUAAGUUUUCUUUUUAAAAUGUGACUUCUAUGAAAUGUAUUUGGUGCAUUCAUGUAAUCCCCCUCAAACUCCUUAUUUCAACCCCAAUAACAUUAGUCCAAACAUUGAAGGAAGUAUCCAACUUGGAAAGCUGGUUUAGGCUCAACGUCACGGAGAGAUCUUUUCAAGUUCAGACUAAAGAGUCAUAGCACCAUUUGCACCAGUUGCUCCAAAGCAUUAUUUUAUCAGUGAUAGAUCAUGUUAUGUGAUGUCACUGUGAUGACAUCACAAGUCACAUUUUGAGAAUUCAGAGGAAUGCCAUAUAUAUUUCUUUCUCAAGCUUGCUUCCAUCUUUUGUGCCAUUUUUUUUAAGUUCAAAGGGAAGAGGAACUAAGUCUCUUUUAGCCAAGGAGGCCUGUUCGAAAUGGAGACAAAAAACAGGGGUUUUUCCAAGCUUUCCGUCUGCGUGUAUAGCUCACUUUUCAAGCCGAGCGCUUGGUUAAUUUCAAACACGAGGCGUGAUCCGUUCCGGGACGCACUGCUCACCAUUGCACACUUGUGUCGUCGCACGAGGGAACGGCAGCCCUUUCCGGAGCCUCCCAGCCGCCCCAAACCGCCCGACUUGAGCGACCAAGGAAAAGGUUGUUAGCUGUGAUAACCGUCUGAGCAAUAAACCAUGUUUUUAAACGCA
This is a messenger RNA of Anolis carolinensis (green anole), 5105 nucleotides long. It is a transcript of the gene fndc5, whose product is annotated as fibronectin type III domain containing 5. Lineage: Eukaryota; Metazoa; Chordata; Lepidosauria; Squamata; Anolidae. The coding region runs from base 498 to 1178 and encodes 226 amino acids. The transcript has 6 exons. Gene Ontology annotation, biological process: positive regulation of brown fat cell differentiation. The record is from RefSeq and is a predicted model, not a curated record. Gene Ontology annotation, molecular function: protein binding. Gene Ontology annotation, cellular component: plasma membrane; extracellular region.